GGAUAAAAUUUACCAUAAUUUUUAUCUUCAUCUUUAUUUUUAUACUUUAAUAUGUUGUGUGCCUUUAGCAGUCUUAUUCCUGAAGAUGAGAAUUAGGAUUCUUCUGAACUGAUAACUGGCUGUUGGACUGAGUUAUUAUUAUUAUUAUUUUUUAAGUAACCUAUGAAUAAUUUUUUUUAAUUUUGGUAUCAUUAAUGUACCAAUUACAUGAGCAACAUUAUGGUUACUAGACUCCCCCCAUUAUCAAGUCCCCACCACAUACCCCAUUACAGUCACUGUCCAUCACUGUAGUAAGAUGCUGUAGAAUCACUACUUGUCCUCUCUGUGUUAUACUGCCUUCCUCGUGUCCCCCCCCACCUACAUUAUAACUGAGUCAUUUGUAUGUAGGAACUAAGUUUUGUAUGUGACUAUCUAAUCUGGUUUCCCACAGUACAGUGGAAAGAGUUGGGUCAUCAAGCCUUACCUCCAGGCCUCAUGGUAGUAGAAGAAAUUGUUUCUUCUGAUGAUGAAAAAAUGCUUUUGGAAAGCAUUAACUGGUCAGAAGAUACAGACUAUCAAAAUGUUCAAAAGUCCUUAAAACACAGAAGAGUAAAGCACUUUGGUUAUGAAUUCCACUAUGAGAACAACAAUGUAGAUAAAGAUAAGCCAUUACCUGGGGGUCUUCCUGACGUUUGGGGUAGCAUUUUGGAAAAGUGGUUGAAUGAAGGUUUCAUUAAACAUAAACCUGAUCAGUUGACCAUCAACCAGUAUGAGCCUGGGCAUAGAAUUCCUGCUCACAUUGACACACAUUCUGCUUUUGAGGAUGAAAUCAUUUCUCUCAGUCUGGGGUCAGAGGUGUUUUAUCAUCUGUCAUCACAGAAAGGAAAGAAUACUAGUAUCUGCUGGAGUCCUGAUGGGCAGACCAUUGCUGUAGGCAACAAGGAUGAUGUGGUGACCUUUACUGAUGCCAAGACACACUGCUCCAAAGCAGAGGAGCAAUUCAAGUUUGAGGUCAAUGGAAUCUCCUGGAACAAUGACAAUAACAUGUUCUUCCUGACAAAUGGCAAUGGUUGUAUCAGUAUCCUCAGGUGA
Molecule: messenger RNA, 1071 nt
Organism: Manis pentadactyla (Chinese pangolin)
Lineage: Eukaryota; Metazoa; Chordata; Mammalia; Pholidota; Manidae
Product: alkylated DNA repair protein alkB homolog 8-like
Exons: 6
Coding region: 475-1071 (198 amino acids)
Biological process (GO): oxidative demethylation
Molecular function (GO): protein binding; oxidoreductase activity; demethylase activity
Source: RefSeq, a predicted model, not a curated record